Molecule: messenger RNA, 582 nt
Organism: Sabethes cyaneus
Lineage: Eukaryota; Metazoa; Arthropoda; Insecta; Diptera; Culicidae
Product: GILT-like protein 1
Exons: 5
Coding region: 1-582 (193 amino acids)
Molecular function (GO): oxidoreductase activity, acting on a sulfur group of donors, disulfide as acceptor
Source: RefSeq, a predicted model, not a curated record
AUGCUGCAAGCUAAUUCUUUCGUUUUAGUUUUGGCACUCGUGGCUAUCAAAGCCGCCGUGAAGGUGGAUGUGUACUAUGAACAUCUGUGCCCGGACAGUAUCCGCUGGAUAAGCGAUCAACUUGCCCCGAACUAUGAAGCCAUGCAAAAUAUUAUUGACAUCGAUUUCAUUCCUUUCGGCAAGUCAAGGAGCAUCAACAAUGGCGAGUCCUUUGAGUGCCAGCAUGGUCCGCUGGAAUGCGAGGGAAAUCGGAUCCAAUCCUGCGUCCUGAACUACCUUCCAGAGCAGGAUAGACAGGUUUCGUACGUGGCUUGCCAGAUGCACUUCAAUGCAGAUCCGCGUGGUUAUGAGUGCGCCUUCAGAUCCGGUGUAAAUCUAAAUGCAGCGCAGGCUUGCGUGGAUGGUGAUCUUGGUAGACAACUACAGCUGGAAGCUGAACGUCGUACCCAGCUGAUUUCACCGAGUUUUGUGCCAACUAUUGUGUUCAAUGGGCAAUUUGACCAAUCACUACAAAACCGCGCAUUGAGUGAUUUUCUAGGAGUAAUCUGCGAGCUAAGCAAUAAUGCUAUUGCUUCUUGUUAG